Molecule: messenger RNA, 2181 nt
Organism: Drosophila albomicans
Lineage: Eukaryota; Metazoa; Arthropoda; Insecta; Diptera; Drosophilidae
Product: trichohyalin-like
Exons: 2
Coding region: 153-2054 (633 amino acids)
Source: RefSeq, a predicted model, not a curated record
AUCGUUAGUUUUUGGCUUAGUUUGAAUCGAGUAACAUCUACUCCUCAAAAUUAUUUUUAGUCUUGGUGCAGUCCCGAAAUUAUUUUUUUUGUAGUUUUUGCUUAUAUUUUUGGUUUUUUCAAUUCUUUUUUAACCUAUAGAAAAAUUUCGGGAUGUUGUCCAUUGCAAAAAAUAAUGGUUUCCGCACCGUCACACCCAUUUAUCGGUUUCUUUCUACCGGCUCUGCAUUGUUGUCGAAAUAUUCCGCAACACAAAGGGGAGAGAAUUAUUGUCUAACAUUUGAAACCAAACAGAAUGAGGAGAAGCCGUUUGCUUUCGAUAAAGUUUUCGGUCUGAAGCAAAAGGAGGAAAAACCUUUUGCUAAUAAGUUCUUUGGUCUAAAGCAGAAAGAGGAAAAACCAGUUUUCAACGACGUCUCCUGCAAAAAGCGCAAUGAGGAAAAGUCCUUCGCAGAAAACGUGUUUGGAACUAAGAUAAAUGAAGAGAAACCCUUCGAGACACAGAUCUUCGGUCUGAAGCAGAAAGAGGAAAAGCCAGUUGCCAAUGACGUCUCCUGUAAGAAACGCAAUGAGGAAAAGUCCUUCACAGAGACGAAAAUGGAAUGGAGAAAAGUCGCUCCCAAUGAGGAAAAAUCCUUCCUUGAAACUAAGAAAACCCUCGAGACAAAAGAGGAACAGCCCACCUGUGAACAGAUCUUCGGUCUGAAGCAGAAAGAGGAAAAGCCAGAUCUCAAUGACGUCUCCUGUAAGAAACGCAAUGAGGAAAAGUCCUUCACAGAGACGAAAAUGGAAUGGAGAAAAGUCGCUCCCAAUGAGGAAAAGUCCUUCACGAUCUAUGGAACCAAGCUUAAUGAGGAGAAGCCCACCUGUCAACAGAUCUUCGGUCUAAAGCAGAAAGAGGAAAAGCCAGUUGCCACUGACUUCUCCUGUAAGAAACGCAAUGAGGAAAAGUCCUUCACAGAGACGAAAAUGGAAUGGAGAAAAGUCGCUCCCAAUGAGGAAAAGUCCUUCACGAUCUAUGGAACCAAGCUUAAUGAGGAGAAGCCCACCUGUCAACAGAUCUUCGGUCUAAAGCAGAAAGAGGAAAAGCCAGUUGCCACUGACUUCUCCUGUAAGAAACGCAAUGAGGAAAAGUCCUUCACAGAGACGAAAAUGGAGUGGAGAAAAGUCGCUCCCAAUGAGGAAAAGUCCUUCACGAUCUAUGGAACCAAGCUUAAUGAGGAGAAGCCCACCUGUCAACAGAUCUUCGGUCUAAAGCAGAAAGAGGAAAAGCCAGUUGCCAAUGGCGUCUCCUGUAAGAAACGCAAUGAGGAAAAGUCCUUCACAGAGACGAAAAUGGAAUGGAGAAAAGUCGCUCCCAAUGAGGAAAAAUCCUUCCUUGAAACUAAGAAAACCCUCGAGACAAAAGAGGAAAAGCCCACCUGUGAACAGAUCUUCGGUCUGAAGCAGAAAGAGGAAAAGCCAGAUCUCAAUGACAUCUCCUGUAAGAAGCGCAAUGAGGAAAAGUCCUUCCUUGAAACUAAGAAAACCCUCGAGACAAAGGAGGAAAAGCCCACCUGUCAACAGAUCUUCGGUCUAAAGCAGAAAGAGGAAAAGCCAGUUGCCAAUGACGUCUCCUGUAAGAAACGCAAUGAGGAAAAGUCCUUCACAGAGACGAAAAUGGAAUGGAGAAAAGUCGCUCCCAAUGAGGAAAAGUCCUUCACGAUCUAUGGAACCAAGCUUAAUGAGGAGAAGCCCACCUGUCAACAGAUCUUCGGUCUCAAGCAGAAAGAGGAAAAGCCUGUUGCCAAUGACGUCUCCUGUAAGAAACGCAAUGAGGAAAAGUCCUUCACAGAGUCGAAAAUGGAAUGGAGAAAAGUCGCUCCCAAUGAGGAAAAGUCCUUCACGAUCUAUGGAACCAAGCUUAAUGAGGAGAAGCCCACCUGUCAACAGAUCUUUGGUCUGAAGCAGAAAGAGGAAAAGCCAGUUGCCAAUGACGUCUCCUGUAAGAAACGCAAUGAGGAAAAGUCCUUCACAGAGACGAAAAUGGAAUGGAGAAAAGUCGCUCACUGUUAGUGAAGAAGAAGAACUUACUAGCAGAAGAGCAGCCGUUCGCUGUUAAACGAUUUUUAGCAAAAAUUCGUAGCUAAUCAAAUUAUCAUAUUUGUAUUUUUCGCUAAAUAAAAAAUAAAAUAAAAAAUAA